Aplysia californica (California sea hare) is the source of this 642-nucleotide messenger RNA. Its product is annotated as stress response protein NST1. Gene Ontology annotation, molecular function: tubulin binding. Gene Ontology annotation, biological process: regulation of microtubule polymerization or depolymerization; microtubule depolymerization; neuron projection development. The record is from RefSeq and is a predicted model, not a curated record. Gene Ontology annotation, cellular component: neuron projection; cytoplasm. NCBI's taxonomy places the organism in Eukaryota, Metazoa, Mollusca, Gastropoda, Aplysiida, Aplysiidae.
GGCACAUUGUUUACCUCGUUACGCGCUCUGGGCCAAUCGCCUAGGCCGAUGUCUGUGUGAUUCACGGUUUAAAGUGCUAGCUAGCUGCUUGAGUGCUUUCUCUUCUGCUGUCUCAGGAAGAAGCCGCUAGAAUUCCACAGCGGUUGCAAGCCUAGCAACUAAGACGCCGUCACCAGGAACGCCACAGAAUGGGCUGCAAACACUCAACCACCAUCAAAGUCCAACCUGUGGGACAGGCGCCCAUCAAACAGGACAACACAGGGGCCAAAGUGGGCAAAGAGGGCGCCACACAGACACCCACCCAAGGAAGGAAAGACCUGAGCCGAGAGAACACAGCGGAUGAGUACGAACUCGACGCCGAAGGAAACAAAGUUCCGAGAAAAAAGAAGUCCAGAAACGGACGUCGCUCGGCGAACAAGAGAGAGAAGAGCAACUUGAGCUCCACUCUCAGUUUGGACGAUGAGAGGUUGCUGGACGGAGAUCGGGGGUUUUCGGCGACAUCCAAAGCUUCGGCAGAUUCCGGGCUAGGAGGGGAUGGAGGAGAGGCGGACGAUUUGACGCACAUGGGGAUUAUCACUGAGUACUCCAACGUGGAGGAGGUGAGGCAAGUGGAGAAGAGCUUUGUGGAGCAGGCCGAUCUGG